This is a messenger RNA of Rhinocladiella mackenziei CBS 650.93, 783 nucleotides long. RefSeq lists its product as uncharacterized. The coding region runs from base 1 to 783 and encodes 260 amino acids. NCBI's taxonomy places the organism in Eukaryota, Fungi, Ascomycota, Eurotiomycetes, Chaetothyriales, Herpotrichiellaceae. Gene Ontology annotation, molecular function: oxidoreductase activity. The transcript is spliced from 3 exons. The record is from RefSeq and is a predicted model, not a curated record.
AUGGCUUUCACUUACAAACAGGUCCUUAUGGUGGGCGCCACCGCUGGAAUAGGUGCUGCUAUGGCGGAGCGUCUUGUCCAACAAGGUGUCAAAGUGAUCGCAGUCGGCCGCAGACAGGACCGGCUUGACGCAUUUGUGGAGAAGCAUGGCAACGAGAAAGCCGGUGCCAUUCGAUUCGAUCUCCGAGACCGACAAAACACGGACAGCUUUGUUUCCCUAGUUACCAAAACCUAUCCAGAGCUGGACUGUGUUUUCUUGAAUGCGGGAAUUCAAAGCCCUAUCAACCUUGCUCAACCCGACAAAGUCAAUCUCGAGGCUUUCCACUCGGAGGUGUCUGUCAACUUCAGUGCCUUUGUGGACCUUACUAUCAAGUUCCUGCCCUUCUUGAUGGACAAGAAAUUUAACACCGGCCUAAUAUACACCGGGUCCAACUUAGCAAUUGUCCCUGCGACAGGAUUGCCAGCGUAUUCCGCCUCUAAAGCUGCUUUGAAUGCCUUCGUUCUUUGCCUGCGUGAUCAGCUGAGAAACUCGCGGGUCAAGGUCAUUGAACUGUCUCCUCCACCUGUGCAGACUGAAUUGCACGACUACAUGGGCGAGGAACAGGGACGCGAACUUGGCAUGCCGGUUGAUGCUUUCACAGAUGCAGCGUAUAAAGGUCUUGCUUCAGGAAGUGAUCAGAUUGUCAUCGGAUCUGUUGGACCGGCCAACACCUUCAACGAGAUUAUUGACAAGAGACGAACAGCAUUUGAGAAUUUGGCGAAGUUGAUGAGGGGAGAGAAGUGA